UCUCAUUCUCUGGUUCACCAUUCCCAAACCCAAUGGUUGGUUUUUUUUUACUUACAAUUAAUCUUUCUAGUUUCGACCAAUUGGUUUUGAAACUUUGAAUAUUUUUUACAUGGCCACGAAAGAAGAGAAGACCACACGUUGCUUCCGCUUAAAAACAUGGCCGAGUCACCCUCCGAGUCAACCUCCGCGAGUGCUACUAUUUCAAGCCCUCAAACUCAGCAUGACUUCCCCGAGAUCCCAAUCGAGAUCGUUAGUGAAGAAGAAAUGGCUAUCCUCGAUGCAGCUCUUGCAGCCACCCGCUCCAUCCUCCCUUCUGCGCUCCGUUCGGCUUCCCCGUCGCGGGUGAUCGCCGGCGGAAGCCCAAAGAACAUCCGUUCGAUUACUCUCUUCUCCAAGAGGAAAUUCUCGGCGGCUUGUUCGGAUAUCGAAGAGUCUUAUUUGCAUCGAUUUAGGAGAAAUCAAGCUUUAGGUGUCACGGAUCUCACCAGCACUGAAUGGUGUGAGAAACAAAUGGAGAAUGUUCUCUGUUUUGGCAGGAGAAAGGUUAAUAAAGCCAUGAAAGCUGGUCAGGCUCGUCAUUUGCAGCUUGAAGAAGAGGUAGUUAAAAAGGUGAGAGUAAGAGUUGAAUCAAAUGAAGAUAAGUGGGCAUUGAAGCUGUUGAAUUCCAUCGCGGGUGUUAAUCAGUUCUUGUUUGAAGGACGAACUCGUGAAUUGCUACUCUUAGGUUUUGUUGGAGGUCAAUGGAUUGUGGGAAUUAUUGACGAGCUUAGAAAGGCGUAUGCAGAAGAGUCUUCUGAUAGCGGACCAAUAUUGAUAGAUACAAAGACUCGACUCCGUGAUACACUCCCAGCUGAGCCACAAAGGAGGAAUGGAAGGCUUCAGCUAAUGCUUUAUAAGCUUCUAUGGGACACGAUUGUGAAAGAGGGGUUCCCGAAAGAAUCCUUUUUCGACUACUUCUCUUUGAAUCGCCAUUGUGUCUUAUCCCAGGAUGUGCGAGAUAACAUUGCUAAUGCAGGUAUCAAAGCUCAGACACUUGAAGAGAUAGUUAUGUACUAUGAAAAUACUUUUAAGAUGCUUCCGACAGCAAACGAUCAAUUACUACUAAAGUACGAGUUUCAGAAGGACCAAUCUAUAAUAGCUGAGAUUAGAUUCCACCAUGAUCAUGAGUGGGUGAUGAGCAAAUAUAGAGAAAUCAUUGAGUUCUGGAGAAAUGAACGAGAAUCUGAGUACACUCCUGAAGAAGAGCGCUGGAAAUGUCGAUAUUGCCAAUUCGCCAAGUCUUGCCCUGGAAACCCGAGCUUCGAAUAUUCUCCUCCGAGCUCGCCACCAAGAGAGGCUUCUCCUCCUUUAGCAAGCUAAAGAAAAGAUGAAAGGUUGAUUCUUUCAACCGAAAGCUACAAACGAAUGUUUGUUUUGUCAUUUGCAUAUUUUGCUUUCCUCUUUCUUUUUAGUCCUUGCAUAGUGAUUAAUUGAUUAAACCGUGAUUCGGUUAGGCGUGCCAAAAUUGAUUUGUACUGGGAUGCCGCAAUUUGAUUAUGCCGUAUUGUGUAUACGUUCUGUAUAUAUUAAUUUAAUUCGUCAAAUAGAAAAAUGUUUGUUGUAUUAUCA
Messenger RNA from Capsella rubella, 1608 nucleotides. Its product is annotated as exonuclease V, chloroplastic. The transcript has 7 exons. The coding region runs from base 157 to 1359 and encodes 400 amino acids. Gene Ontology annotation, biological process: interstrand cross-link repair. Gene Ontology annotation, molecular function: single-stranded DNA 5'-3' DNA exonuclease activity. Gene Ontology annotation, cellular component: nucleus. NCBI's taxonomy places the organism in Eukaryota, Viridiplantae, Streptophyta, Magnoliopsida, Brassicales, Brassicaceae. The record is from RefSeq and is a predicted model, not a curated record.